Molecule: messenger RNA, 396 nt
Organism: Arachis duranensis
Lineage: Eukaryota; Viridiplantae; Streptophyta; Magnoliopsida; Fabales; Fabaceae
Exons: 2
Coding region: 1-396 (131 amino acids)
Biological process (GO): DNA integration
Molecular function (GO): nucleic acid binding
Source: RefSeq, a predicted model, not a curated record
AUGUGGAGACAGGUAAUUUCCAGAUUCGGAAUCCUAGAGUUCGUGAUAUCAGACAAUGGGACGCAGUUCAUGGACAAGAAAUUUAGGGAGUUCCUCACGGGCAUGGGGAUAAAACAAAGGUUCUCAUCAGUGGAGCACCCACAGACCAACGACCAAGUUAAAGCUGCAAACAAAGUCAUCCUCCAAGGCUAUAGAAAAGGAUCUGGUCGACGAAUCAAUGGAAAUGCGCACUUGUCGGAGACGGCGCUGAAGCAAAGAAUAGCACUUCGUUACAAUGCUAGAGUGCUAAGGAGGAGUUUCGAGCUAAAUGACCUGGUCCUACGACGCAACAACGUAGGCCUCCCAACCCUCGGGGAAGGGAAGCUGGCGACUAAUUGGAAGGACCAUAUAGAGUGA